Messenger RNA from Oncorhynchus tshawytscha (Chinook salmon), 1697 nucleotides. It is a transcript of the gene bcs1l, whose product is annotated as mitochondrial chaperone BCS1. Gene Ontology annotation, cellular component: mitochondrial inner membrane. Gene Ontology annotation, molecular function: ATP hydrolysis activity; ATP binding. The transcript has 8 exons. NCBI's taxonomy places the organism in Eukaryota, Metazoa, Chordata, Actinopteri, Salmoniformes, Salmonidae. Gene Ontology annotation, biological process: mitochondrial respiratory chain complex III assembly; protein insertion into mitochondrial inner membrane from matrix. The record is from RefSeq and is a predicted model, not a curated record. Bases 229 to 1491 code for a protein of 420 amino acids.
CUUUUUAGUGUUGCUGACGAGACGCUGAUGAACCAAACCACAGCAUCGCCACAGCACUGUGGAAAUUAUAUGCCAAAUCUGUAGUGUAACAAGGCCAAGGGUGCCAUGGUUCUAGGAAUGAGACUGGAAAGUGAAGACUGUGAGGACACCUCUUUUGGAUGCUCAUAACGUCGAGGUGUUGUAUAGCUUCUGAGUAGCCUAGCUACAUAGCUAGGAAACACAAGGACCAUGCCUCUAUCAGACUUCGUGGAUGCCUUGAAGGACAACCCUUACUUUGGGGCUGGCUUUGGACUGGUGGGGGUGGGCUCGGCCAUUGCUGUGGCCAGGAAAUCAGCUCAAUUUGGGAUGAUCUUCUUCCGGAGGAACUACAUGAUCACCCUGGAGGUGCCCAGUCGGGACAAGAGCUACCACUGGCUGCUGAGCUGGAUCACCAAGCACGCCAAGCACACGCAGCACCUGAGUGUGGAGACCUCUUACAUGCAGCACGAGAGUGGACGGGUACACACACAGUUUGACUUCCACCCCAGCCCUGGCAACCACAUAAUCUGGUAUGGGAGGAAGUGGAUCCGAGUGGAGAGGACCAGAGAGAAACAGAUGGUGGAUCUCCACACAGGCACUCCCUGGGAGUCAGUCACUUUCACCGCCAUGGGAAGAAACAGAGACGUCUUCUUCAACAUCCUGCAAGAAGCCAGGGAGUUGGCCCUGAAGCAGGAGGAGGGUCGGACGGUGAUGUACACGGCCCUGGGCUCCGAGUGGAGGCCCUUUGGAUUCCCACGGCGACGACGGCCCCUCAGCUCAGUGGUCCUGGAAGAGGGCUUGGCCGAUAGGAUUGUAGAUGAUGUGAAGGAGUUCAUCGGAAACCCCAAGUGGUACACAGACCGAGGGAUCCCCUACAGGAGAGGUUAUCUGCUGUAUGGACCUCCAGGCUGUGGGAAAAGCAGCUUCAUCACUGCCCUGGCUGGAGAGCUGGGCUACAGCAUCUGCCUGAUGAGUCUGAGCGACCGCAGCCUGUCUGACGACCGCCUCAACCACCUGCUGAGCGUGGCGCCGCAGCAGAGUAUCAUCCUGCUGGAGGACGUGGACGCCGCCUUCGUCAGCCGAGAGCUGCUGCCCACCGAAAGCCCUCUGGCCUACCAGGGCAUGGGCAGGCUGACAUUCAGUGGCCUCCUCAAUGCUCUGGAUGGAGUGGCCUCGUCAGAGGCCAGAAUAGUCUUCAUGACCACCAACUUCAUAGACAGAUUGGACCCAGCUCUGAUCAGGCCGGGCCGUGUGGACUUGAAACAAUAUGUGGGCCACUGCACCCACUGGCAGCUCACCCAGAUGUUCCGACGCUUCUACCCAGCUGAGUCGGCCACAGAGGGGGACCGCUUUGCGGAGAGCGCGCUGGCCACCCACCCCAACAUCAGUGCUGCCCAGGUGCAGGGGCACUUCAUGCUGUUCAAAAUGGACCCAACGGGCUCCAUAGACAACGUGGCCAAGAUGAAGGAGUGAGGAGACUUAAAGGACUCUGGGAAGGAAGGUCACAGAAGAAGUCGUCAUUUGACACGAAAGGAGAAGUUAAAGGGACUCUGUUUGAGAUGGAAAAUGCUGUAACUUCUCAAACUUUUUAUGUGCUUUUUUUAUUGCAAAGUCACGUACUGAAUAAAAGUGAGUGAGUGUAAAUUAAACAUGUUUUAAAUAAAAUCAAAGGCACAUGA